Messenger RNA from Lolium perenne, 726 nucleotides. RefSeq lists its product as uncharacterized. The record is from RefSeq and is a predicted model, not a curated record. NCBI's taxonomy places the organism in Eukaryota, Viridiplantae, Streptophyta, Magnoliopsida, Poales, Poaceae.
GCGCCCAUGAAGAUGCUUUUCUCCGGCUAUCGGGCCAGCCUCAAGACCAAGGCCGCCGAGACCCUUGCCCAGCUGGCGACGCUGGAGGAUGCUGAGAAGACGGUUGAGGAGCGGCGCACCUUCUUGUACAACCAGGUGGUGACCAGCUACCACAAGGCUAAGAUCGAGCGAGCCGGCUUGGCUCGCGAGCUGGAGGCUGUCAAGGUUGAGGCCGCCAAGGUCCCGCAGCUGGAGUCGGAUCUCCGAGCCGCUCGCGCGCAGUGCGCCGAGAGCGAGGAGGCGGGCCGAUCUGCCGCAGCCAAGCUCAAGCUGGCUGAGCAGGAGCUGACACGGCUGCGCCUGCUGGAGAAGAACCACAUCACCGAGCUCAACUCCCUCAGGACGGCGGAGAAGGAGAAGGUGGAUGAUCUGAGCCGGCGGCUGUCGGAGGUGGAGAAGCAGCGGCUUGUGCUGCAGGAGGAGGUCACUGCCAAGUCCACAGAGCUGACGGCUACCGCCAAACGCUGGACUGAUGACUUUAGCGCGCUUGAUCGCGGCUUGGCGGCGGCCUUCCCUGAGACGCAGGAGGCGGCUUUGGCAGCCGUCGGCGCCGCACGUGACUCCAGGAGGCAGGAGACUGGCGAGGGCAGCUCGGAGUACUUCUCCAUGGAGGACCACCUGGCGUCCAUGGCCGCCCGCAUCGAGCCCGUCACCCAGCUCGGGCCGGGAUACAAGGUUGCUCCUUGA